AUGCAUUCAUUCAGAUCUUCCACCGAGGCAGAAUAUCGUGCCAUGGCUGCCACUGCUGCUGAAGUUGUGUGGUUACAGCAGUUGUUGACAGAUCUCUCCUUUCCUCUUGCCAAAUCUCCUCUUCUUUACUGUGACAAUCUGUCUGCUAUGGCCCUCUCUACUAAUCCUAUUAUGCAUUCUCGUGCUAAGCAUAUUGAAGUUGACUAUCACUUUGUUCGCACCAGCUUCAGCAUGUUUCCUCUUCUCAACAAGUUGCUGACAUCCUAA
Prunus armeniaca (apricot) is the source of this 267-nucleotide messenger RNA. The record is from the annotation of a GenBank genome assembly. NCBI's taxonomy places the organism in Eukaryota, Viridiplantae, Streptophyta, Magnoliopsida, Rosales, Rosaceae.